UCAUUGGGAGCUCGGCCGUUGAGUCUCUGAGGCACCAUAGAGGAAAAGGCUAGAGCGUCUCUAGACAAUGGUGCCCAUUAGGCCUCUAAGGCAACAUAGAGGAAGGGGCGAGACUGGCGUCGCUAGUAAAUGAAUGGCGCCCGUGAGGCCUCCGAGGCACCAUAGAGGAAAGGGCUAGAGCGUCGCUAGUCAAUUAAUGGCGCCCGGCGUUAGGCCUCUGAGGCACCAUGAGGAAGAGCUAGAGCGUCGCUAGUCAAUGGCGCCCAUUAGGCCUCUGAGCUGGGCUUCCUUGUGUCCACACUGCCAUUUCCCAAUUGCUCAUGGCACUGAAGGCAGAAACUCCCCUCCUGGACUACAUAGAGGUCUCGUCCUCUGUUUUACGUUACAAGGAGAAGGAGAAAGCGGACGCAGGUGCUGUGGUGCCUGACUGUACCCGGGUCAAACGUGAUGGAGCCAGUUCAAACGCCACGGGCAAAGGGGAGCAGCUGGUUCCAAGUGUGGUGCCAGGGAGUGGACAGGAAGAAGCGGGAAGCUCCUGGAGACAGGAGUACCUGAUAGCCGAAAGCCAUGGCCGGCCAGUUUGUAUGGUGUGUGGUAGUGUCCUGAGCUCAUCAGGCCCUGCAGCGGCCCGCAAGCACAUCCUACAACAGCACGCCCACUCACUCGACUUCAACCUAGAAGAGAAGCACAACAUCUUGGAGGCCUGGAGCGAGGGAGCUGUCCUGCCAACGGUAGAGCCCCAACCCUCGCUGGAAGGCAGUUUCGGUGGGAGCAAGCAGCAAGCUGAAAUUGAAGUUCUCCUCGAUUCAGAGGAGCAGCCAUCGGGUCGGAAACGUGGGCACCUGAAAGCACGCUGUGAGUUGUUACACUUAGACCCUGAGCGACGAGCACAAGGUCGGCCGAGGCGGCACAACUCAGACAGUGCCAAAGACGUGAGGAGCAAACAAUCCAGCAAGGUGGCAGGGAAGGAGUGGCUCUCAGAGUGUGGUGUCCCAGGUUCGGCACCUGCUGAAAUCCGGAUCUUCACUGAUGGCACCUUCCCGGCUGGAUUCACCUUAAAACUGUAUUGCCGGACUCAGCCAGAACCACCUCAAGACUCUGGAGUUAAGACGGAUACAAGGAAGAAGAAAACAGUGGAUCGAAACUGUUCUGUGUCUCUGCUGAGGCUUCACUCCACCGAUUCUCCCCACCACCUCUGCUCAAGCCAAGGUGCCACCUCUCGCCCUCUGACCAGCUCUGCUGGUAGCAAUGCCAAAGACUGUGGUACCAGAGCUGGCCAGCGAGAAGCCUCAGCGGGCAAGGAGGAUGCUGCCCUCCUGGCCAAGGGCUUCAACCCCAUCUGGCGAGCCCGCUUCCUCAUGGACUUUGAUACUGCCGCCGGUCACCUGGUGUGCAUGGUUUGUGAGUACCCACUGAGGCGCGUGUGCCUGGCCACUGUCAAGCGGCAUAUCCUCCAGUGCCAUGCCGAGACCCUCAACCUGCCCCGUGAGGUCCGCCGCACCAUCCGUGAAGUCUGGGAGAGCCGGAACCAGUCUUCCCCUCCAGCCCCGAAGAAGUGAAGGGCUGGCUGGUCUCCGUCACACCACAGUACUCUUGGAUCAGCCUCCUCCUGACCUAGUGCUCUCCACUUUGGUUGGACUAGAGCUCCUACAGUCCCCCAGCUGGGCAUAGCUAUGCUGGCUAGGGGUGUUGAGAGGUUCUAGUCCAGCCUAUUGGGAGGGGUCACCAGUUUGGGGAAAGCUGCACUGUGAGAAAUGAGGGAAAGUUAAUCAUUCCAUGGAUACCGUAGUUGUGGGGUGGGUGAUUAUGGCAGUCAGUGCCAAAGUGAAUUCUCUGCCCCACAGGAUGAUACAUUCUGUUGUUGAUUUUGCUUCUAAAGAGUGAUAGAAAGUAGCCAAGGCUUCUCCUUCUUCCAUCUUCUCACCCCUUCUUUCCAUGCCAGCUCCUGCUAUUCACUGCAAGUGGAGAGAGGCAGACGGGGUGAAAGUGGGAGCAGGCACAGUAAAACCAGCAAGAGAAGUUAUUGCUGCCUCUCCUCCCCCUUUAUAUGGAUACUUUUUUGUUUAAAAUAAGACUCAGGGCAGAACCUUCAAGCUGCCACCAGCUCCUUUCCCUUGUUCACAAAGCUUUGCUUCUCCAUUGUCCCCAGAGAUCCUGGGAAGGGGGCAGAAGCACUGCUCUGGAUCAGCCUGUUGGAUUGUUUGUUGUAAUGAAUCAGUUUCAACAUUCCCAGAACAGUGAAAACAAAACAAAAAACAAGAUGCUUCUGGUUGGUAAGAGUAUACAUCCUUUCCUCCUCUCCUGAUACUAGAACAAGGAGCACACUCUACUUGUACCCAUGGUAGGGUGCUGAGCAUUUAUGCCUGGCUGUGGUUUUCCCAGACACUCACCCAGAGAGGGAGAGAGUGGAGCUGUCAUUAGGUAGGACAUUCACAUGGCAAUUCAUUAUAUGAAGAGACAAUAAAUUAUUUUUUAUGAUAUA
Sceloporus undulatus (fence lizard) is the source of this 2482-nucleotide messenger RNA. It is a transcript of the gene SPINDOC, whose product is annotated as spindlin interactor and repressor of chromatin binding. The coding region runs from base 321 to 1559 and encodes 412 amino acids. Lineage: Eukaryota; Metazoa; Chordata; Lepidosauria; Squamata; Phrynosomatidae. The record is from RefSeq and is a predicted model, not a curated record. Gene Ontology annotation, biological process: negative regulation of DNA-templated transcription. The transcript is spliced from 8 exons.